Messenger RNA from Bactrocera oleae (olive fruit fly), 1453 nucleotides. Its product is annotated as MIT domain-containing protein 1. NCBI's taxonomy places the organism in Eukaryota, Metazoa, Arthropoda, Insecta, Diptera, Tephritidae. The record is from RefSeq and is a predicted model, not a curated record.
AAUCAGUUCACAAUUUUCGAAAAUAAAAAUUAUUUCACAUUCACUUAAAUAAGCACAUAAUGUGAACCCUUUAUAAGUCUCAAUCCGACAUACAUAUAAAGGAAAUUAUUUUAAUAAAUAAAAGAACUGUCAAAGCUUUAUUUGAAAAUGUAACAAAACAAUUUUGGCAAAUAAUGGUGGAACACAAUAUUAGAAACUUAUUAAUAAUAAAAAAAUAUACAUAAAUUUUUAGAAUCAGAGGUUGGUGAUCAAAAUUUAUUUGAAUACGAUAUGGAUAAAAAUAAGGAGACAAAAUCGUCGAAAGUCAUUAAGGAUGUGAAGGAAAAAAAGAGCGAGCAAAGAAGCGAACGGGGUUUAAAGACCGAACAUGAAAGUAGGAGAGAACAUGAUCGCGAAAGCAGAAGUGAGCGUUACACGAAAUCAGAUCGCGACAGGAAAUAUAAUUGUGAGAGUAAAAGUGAACGCAAUUCACGCAACGAAUUAGCGCAUCGAAGAGAGCAUGAAUCAAAAAGCGAACGCGAAAUGAGAAAUGUCAAAAGUUUGAGGGAUAUGAGAGUGGUUAGAAGCGAGCGCGAAUCAAGAGAUACGAAAAGAAGCAGUGACAACAAAACAAAGAAGUCUGAUCACAAAAUACUGAUGCAAGACAUUAAAGAGCUGAUAAUGUGUGCGCUGGAAUGCGAACUAAGCGGUCACACUUUAGAGGCACGAAUGCUAUACGAAGAAAGCCUUGUAAAACUGAAAAUCUGUUCGGCCAACGAACAAAACGAAGAUAUAUUAGAUAGUUACAGAAAAUACCUCAGUAGUUACGAAAAGCACGUGCAGCGUCUGCGUGAUCAAAUUGAACAGAACAUGUUCAGCUGCAAGAUAACCGAACAUAUCGUCAUCCCGGAGGGUUCACGCGGUCGAAGCUAUGAAAAGCUAAUCGGUUGCUAUUUGAAUGAAAAAGUAUCGGUGGUGCAUAUUUACGAACCAUGUCUCACUCAAAGCUCCCAUCUGGAACAUUUUAUUAACUUUGUCGAAGUGCUUGUGAAGAAUUGUUCAAAUUUGAUGUAUUUGCGUGUAAUUACUCGCGCUAGCCCUAAAUCCAGCAAUCUGCAAAUGGAUGUGUUACAUGAUUUGCGUGAAGAGUUGGACAGUGGCAAUAUUUCAUUUAAUUAUCAAUUCGAUGAGCAAUUAAAGAAGCCGCGUAUUGUCUUCAACACUGGGGUAGUCGUACGCUGUAGGCGUGGUUUACAUAUUUACAAACCCUUGAAUAAGUACUACAAGUUGGGCCUGUACGAUUUUGACUUUCGUCGUUGUGAAAGCGCCGAGGUGGAUAUUUAUCAAGGCAAACCCUUCUCGGAAUCUAUUUCGAAGGCGGACAGAACGGAUCUAGUGGAGACUUUGUUGCACGCAUAACAGUAAAACGAAUUGGAAUUUUAGAAAUUAGUAAAGUGAUUCGAAAGAAAUUAAA